Bombyx mandarina (wild silkworm) is the source of this 2136-nucleotide messenger RNA. It is a transcript of the gene Arp5, whose product is annotated as Actin-related protein 5. Lineage: Eukaryota; Metazoa; Arthropoda; Insecta; Lepidoptera; Bombycidae. The record is from RefSeq and is a predicted model, not a curated record.
AUUUUAAUUAUCUUAUGUAUUAAGUGUAUUAUCUAUGCUAUACUAAAUUUACAAUUAAAACACGAAAUUAUCUACGAGAACUGCUAAAAUGGAUGAAGAAAAUGUUAUAAUUUUUAAAGACUAUAAAACUGUCCCAGACGUUGUUCACGAAUACUCUCCAACACUGAAAUUUGAACAUAUACCUUUGAUUAUAGACAAUGGUUCGUAUCAAUGUCGUGUAGGCUGGUCUAUAUCUGAAGAGCCUCAUUUAAUAUUUAAAAACCUUAUCGCGAGACCUCGUAAAGAUCGGUGCAAAAAAGAUGCCGAACCACCUGUAACGCCACCCAUUCAAAUAGGCAAUGACAUAAUAAAUAUAGAAGCAGUAAGAUUUCAGCUAAAAACUCAGUUCGACAAAAAUGUAGUGACACAUUUUGAGGUGCAGGAACAAGUUUGUGAUUAUAUUUUCUCACACCUGGGAAUAGACAGUGAAGGUGCCGUUAAUCAUCCCAUUGUGAUGACAGAAGCUUUUGUCACUCCUAAUUAUAGCAGGCAAUUGAUGUCAGAACUUUUAUUUGAAGGCUAUGGUAUUCCUGCUGUAAGUUAUGGUGUGGAUUCUCUGUUUAGCUUUUAUAAGAAUGACAUUGGUGACACAGCGCUACUUGUAAAUUGUGGAUAUCAUACCAUACAUAUAAUCCCUGUUAUAAAAGGAAAAGUUAUUGCAGAACACGCUAGGAGAAUAAACUUAGGUGGCAGUGAAAUGAUAUUCUACUUACACAAACUACUCCAAUUAAAAUAUCCCGUUCAUGUGAACGCUAUUACAAUGUCUCGAGCGGAAGAGAUUCUUCAAGAGCAUUGUUCGGUGGCUCUUGAUUACAAGGAGGAGAUCACGAAAUGGGCGAAUGCUGAUUACUACGAUGCCAAUGUGAAGAAACUUCAAUUGCCUGUUAUACAAAGCUCAAGUAGUUCUUCUACUUUGACCGCGGAGCAACAAAAGGAGAGAAAGAAAGAGAUGGCCAAACGGCUCUUAGAAAUUAAUGCAAGAAAAAGAGAAGAGAGACUUGCAGAGGAUGAAGAACAGUUAAACCAACUGCUGGCACUACAUGAAAUUAUGGAAGACGGAGACACGGAUGAAUUUGACGAAGCCAUCCGUGAUUUAGAUAUCAAAAGCUUUGAAGAUCUCCAGAGACAAAUAUCGAACAAGCAAAUGCGUAUAGAGAAGAAUAAACAGCGCAUCGCGGCCGCUGCCAACGCCGAGGAGAGCGUGGACGCGCGCCCGCCGCCCGGCAGGUUCCAGCCGCCCACGGACCCCGACGCCUUCCAGAUAUGGCUCAACGACACGCGAACCAAGUACCGCGAGCUGAUGGCGCGGCGCGAGGCCCGGAGGGCGCGGCGCGCGGCCAUGGUGCGGCGGCGCACGGCGGCCGCGGCCGAACGCAUGCGCGUCAUCUCCCGGCUCGCCGCCGCCGGGGACGACUUUGGCAACCACGACUCCGACUGGGACGCCUACAAGAGCAUCAGUCGUGAAGCGGAUUCCGAUUCCGAAGCGGACGGCGAGCGCCUUGUGGAGUUGGAAGAAGUAUUGCGCGAAUACGAGCCUAUACCGGCCAAGCAUCGCGAGAGACAACUACACCUAGCUAUCGAACCUUUCAGAGUCCCUGAACUGAUGUUCCAACCAUCAAUGUUGGGUAACUUGGAGGCCGGUCUUGCAGAAACUAUGGAAUAUCUCUUCAAGCAUUUUACUCCCGAAGAACAGUUACUAUUAGCCAAUAACGUAUUUAUCACUGGCGGAAGCUCGCAGUUUCCGGGCCUGAAAGAAAGAUUAGAACGGGAGCUACUUGAAAUGAGACCAUUUAAGUCAACUCACAAAGUGGUGAUGGCGAAAAAUCCAAGUCUCGACGCUUGGUACGGAGCUAGAGAUUUCGCGAGCAGCAACGCCUUCGAGAAUUUUUGCAUUACUAAAGAGGAUUACUUGGAAAUGGGCGGAGAGUACUUGAAGGAGCAUUACGCGAGUAAUCCGUAUUUCAAAAGUCCAGCACCGAUUGUGGACACCACGCUGGUGCCCGCGGGUGACUCUAAUGUAAUAAAAGAGGAGGUCAUAGUCGACUGUUGAUACUAUUCGAAAGGCUACAAUAAAUAUUUGUUUGCAUUGAAUACCUA